Messenger RNA from Orbicella faveolata, 2240 nucleotides. Its product is annotated as ER membrane protein complex subunit 2-like. NCBI's taxonomy places the organism in Eukaryota, Metazoa, Cnidaria, Anthozoa, Scleractinia, Merulinidae. The record is from RefSeq and is a predicted model, not a curated record. Gene Ontology annotation, molecular function: protein binding.
CAUGUCAUUGUUUCUUCAAGAUGGCGGACGAAGUAGUUGACCUCGAAGUUGCUCGCCAAAAAAUGAGGCAAUGGCGCGAUGAACCUCUUCGUAAUAGCGAAGAAGUCACUGAACUUGGUGAGUGUCUUAUUCUAGAACAUGGAAACAAGCUCGGAGACGAGCUGUGGACGAUUUACGAGCAAGUAUUCUUGGCUUCGAUCGACUGUCGAAAAAUGGAUUUGGCCACCAUGUGUUUGAGGGAACUUAAAACACAAUUUCCCAAGAGCAUACGUGUGGAGAAACUGAAUGCCAUGCGUCUUGAAGCGUUUGAAAAGUACGAAGAAGCCGAACAGAUUUAUAACAAGAUCUUGGAGGCAGAGCCAGCGAAUGCUGUUGUUCGUAAAAGGCUUGUGGCCAUUCUCAAGGCACAAAACAGAGUGGGGGAAGCUAUUAAAGAGCUCAAUGAAUAUUUGAAAAAGUUCAUGAGUGAUCAAGAGGCGUGGACUGAAUUGGCAGAGCUCUACAUCUCGCAGCAGGAUCACAAAAAGGCGAAAUUUUGCAUGGAAGAGUUGAUCUUAAUGAAUCCUCACAAUCAUUUGUUCCACCAGCGAUACGCCGAGAUCCUCUACACCCUUGGCGGGAACGAAAACAUGGAAAAGGCCAGGAAGUACUUCGCACAAGCUCUCAAGCUUGACAAUAACAACAUGAGGGCUCUGUUUGGGUUUUUCCUGGCUUCAGCCCAUUUGGCGAAUUCCUCCAAAGAUGUCAAGACAAAGAAGGAAAAUUCUAAAUUUGCUACCUGGGCAGCUACACAGGUUAAUGAGAGGUACCAAAGUGUCAGUCAAGCACAAGAGGAGGAUAAUCUAUCAGAACUGGAGAACAUGCUGGAAUCACUGCAGGUCGCUAUUCCUCAGAAUAUUCCUUCCCAGCGACUUAGUGAAAACUAGCACAGCAUGCAUGCCUACUUUAUAUUUUCAAGGCAUAAGAGUGUGCACAUGUACAUGUAGAUGUAUACUCACAAUACCAGAAUUCUUUUGAGGUUUCCGACCUUGUAGUCGGCAUUUGUUACGUAAAUAUUUGCUUAAUAUGUUGAUAUGUAUGGGCCUGUCAAUCCAGUAUCUCUUAGAAGCUUGGUGCAUUCACAACAUAAAGCUGAUUUUCUUUGAAUUGUUGUGAUAUUUGUAUGUUCUAUUUAAUCCCCUGGUAUCAAGAGAGAUCCAGAUUUCCAGUUUAAAAAUGUUGAUAUACCCACAUUGCAGGAUUAGUAAAAUUAUAGGUUACUUAAUACCUUUAAGAGUUUGGCAUUAGUCAUGUAGAGAUUUCAAUAUUGUGACACGGCAGGCCUGCCCACAUCAUCUUCAGCCCGGGGCAUUCUCUCCUCAAGUUACAUGUAGCAUAAUGUAUCUGAUUUCAUAAAAAUUCUUGUUUUGCGGCGAUUUCAAUUUCCGGUAAAAGAGAAAACAAACAGCGGUUACAAACAUAACAAGCAUAUCAUGUGAAACCUCUUUGUUAUGUUUGUAACCGCUGUUUGUUUUCUCUGUAUCUGAUUUCCUUUUAAUUCCAGCAAUGUUUGUUUGUGUUAUUUAAUCUCCUGAUUUGAGGGGAGAUCCAGAUUUUUGGUUUUCAAGGCAGGUCUGCGUUUAAAACAAUAAAACAAUGAAUUUAAAUGACUGAAGACUGAUUAGCUUUUAUUUUGGCUCAGUGACACAUUUAUGUACCCUAAGAAAUGGUCCUGUAUUCUGUAGUUUAGUCACAACUUACAUGCUUAGUUUAUUACUCUAGCAUAUAUGGGUUAUUAGCCUAGCCUGAGGUCACGAGGACUGGAUUUUGGCCAAGUUUUUCUCUGUGUUUGUUUUUGUGGACUGAGACAGAGUUGAGUUCCGUAACCACGCAAAAAAGAACAAGGCCAAUAUACAGCCAUCCUGACCAAACAAGCUUGGUCAAUAAAAGAUUUUUGUUGUGCAAACAGCUUCGGCUUGGGAGAAAUUAUUCUUGUGCACGACAGUGCAUAAUCCCAACUGGGCAAGAUAGUGGCAUCUUGUUUGCUUGAACAGCCAACACAGCGCCGGAUUUGUUUUUCUCAUAGAGCUCACCAUGUAAGAAGGUUAAAUAUUGUACAAUGUACUGUAGUAUCAAAGCAUACAUAUACAUGUAAUCCUAGUUAACCUUUGGUAUAUUUUCUCUUUUCAAUACCCAACAGUGACUACUUUGUAACUUCUGUAUAAUUUGUCAUGACAAAUUAAACUAGGAAGUUUGGCAGA